This is a messenger RNA of Habropoda laboriosa, 381 nucleotides long. It is a transcript of the gene mRpL42, whose product is annotated as 39S ribosomal protein L42, mitochondrial. Gene Ontology annotation, cellular component: mitochondrial large ribosomal subunit. NCBI's taxonomy places the organism in Eukaryota, Metazoa, Arthropoda, Insecta, Hymenoptera, Apidae. The coding region runs from base 22 to 381 and encodes 119 amino acids. The transcript is spliced from 2 exons. The record is from RefSeq and is a predicted model, not a curated record.
AUAAUUUAAAAUAUAUUCAAAAUGAAUGCUGCAUUAAACAUCGCACGUACUCUAAAUAUAUCCUGCAAACGAUAUAUAAGUUCUGUUAAACUGCCUUCAGAAAUCGUUAUACCAAUGAAUAAAGAUAUAAUAAUUUGUUGGCAUCCAGAACGAAAAUUUCCAUAUGAAUAUUCAUUACCAUUACCAGAAGAAAAAGAAAUUUCAUCAAAUUCUGUUUUGUGUAUUGGUGGAAAGGAAAUUGCUGAGGUUUUUAAGCACAAAAGAGAAGAAGUUGUUAUUGAAGAGCUUUCCAAAAUGACAUUCACUACAAAACAUAGGUGGUAUCCUAAAAAGAAACUCUAUAAAUACAGAAAAGUAGAACCUGACAGACCAUAUUUGUAA